AUCAUCCCAUUAUUAUAUGCUUAAAUGAAAAUUAACAUCGAGCUCAUGGUAAACCAUUUUCCUAUUGUCAUCAUCUCUUUUUUGUCUUUUUCUUGGUUUGCUUUGUUGCAAUAAUUGGGCUGGUCUUCUGUAAAAGAAGACAAGCACCCAAAGAAAAAGAAAUGCGGCCGAAGCUUAGACUACGUCAUGUAGCCUAGCCCAAAAUAACAAAAAUAAUUGAAAAUUAGGAUCGUGGCUACGGCCACAUGCUUUAUGUUAGAAAAAUGAAGUUUCACCUUAUAUUUUUUUCUAGGCAAGAGCCCCUUUUCAAACUAUUUGAAAUUCCCAACAACAGAUAAAAGGUAGAUAGAAACAUCAAACAUAGCAACAGGGUUCGGUCGGGAGAGAGAACAGCAUUACCCUGUCAUUUAAAACCUUUGUUGGGCAACUCGUAACUAGCGGCCAAGUUUGCCAGCAUCUUCGGCUCCAAACCACAAAGAAUUUCCACAGCCUUAAUAGUUUAGACUAGUCAAGUCCUCUCUGACUCACUGUUUCGCCUAACCAAUUGUCUCCUCGAGCUCAAUAUAAAUAUCCCACUUUGUAUUGCGGGGAUUUGAAAAUAACUGUAACGAAUAAGAUUGGUUAUUGUAAUGAAAAAAAAUUAAAACGAAUGCAGAAUCUAAAAGCUAUCCUUUAUUUCCUUUGAUGGUGGUAAGUGAUAUUGAUAGUAAACUAAUUCCCCUACGCGCAGGGAGAAGGUUACUUCAUGUUUAACCCAUUGUAAUGCAAGACAAGUAGACAGCAAAUUGCUGGAAAAUAGACUUGUCCUAGCGCGUGCAAACAUAUUGUUUUAAGCCUUGCCCAAUGCCCAUUGCCGUUUGCCCCCCACUUUCAAAUGCAAAUCCCGCCAUCUCUCACUCUCUUUCCAACUUCCCUUUUGCACUCUUUCACUAUCAACCCCCACAUUCAAAUUUUUCUCCUUUUGGACUUUGGUGGCGCUUUGCUUUUUCUUUGUGAUGAAAACUGUUCCUUUUUGCAAAAUUGUAAGCUAAAGUUACUCAACAAACCCAAAUCAUUCUUAGUGUUUUCCCUCCUCUUUCCUUAGUUGUUUACUUACUUUUACAAUAUGAAGUUGUUGUCUUCUUCUCCUUCCAUUUCUUAUUCUUCUUCUUCUUCUUCAACUGUCUCUUUUGAUCUCAAAAUGUGCACUUCAAAAAGUGCAACGGGUGGUUGCCUUGCAGGGAUUUUACGUCGAAUUCUUUGUUUCCGGAGUCUCCCAACACACCCUUCUGAUCACGUUACUGAGGCUGAUUCAGUAGCAAGUCAUAAGAAGCAACGAGUCAAUGCUGUCGACAAGCUUGAUGAUGCUUCCAAGGUCACACCAGGGAUUGUAGCAAGGCUAAUGGGGUUGGAUUCCUUACCUGAAAUCAGCUUGCUUAAGACACAAGCAAAUCCAAAUUCAAUUACAAGAAGCCGGUCAAUGAAUUCAGCUGAUUACAAGCAAGAUACUGAUACAAUCCAUGGGAAGCAUAGGCGAGUGAACUCUACAUUGUCUUUCCGCGAUAUGCCUACCUACUUCGAGCUAGAAAAUGACGAAUUUUUUGUGCUUAGCUUUGAGAAGGGAAGUGAAGCGAAAGAGAUGAGAUCAAAACGAAGGAAAUGCAAAGGAAGCAGUGGAGAAUUGAAGCAAAGAAAAGAAGAGAAGGAAAAUAGUGUAGAGACGGUUCCGGAGAAACAGAAUAAGGAUGCUCAUGAACAGGCUAGCAAAAGGGUUUUGAAUGUGUUGAAUGUGGAGACGGUGAACAGAAGAAUUGUUGAUAAGCCUAAUUGGGAAGUAGCCAAAUGCAGUGAACUUAAUUAUUUCUCAUUGGAGAGACCAAUUGUCAGCAUAAAGGGUCUAGACUGCUCAAAACGUGUAGACAAGAAAGGUGUGCCUGAUGGAGCAAAAUUGAGCAAGAAAAAGAAGAAAAUACAGCAUCGUAUAGCUCAAAAUGUAGAGCCUGAAUGCAGCUCAGAAGAUUCGAGCCCGGUAUCUGUUCUUGAUUUUGAUCAAUUCAUCAUUGAUCAUGAUGUUCCUACAUCAGAGGAAGAUUCAAAAGCCGAAAGGUCUAACACAAGAAGGAAAUUAUCACCAGACAUGGAAAAUUAUGGAUGCCAACCUCCUAGUAAUGAUAGUAAUGUGAUUGAAGAUGAUCCCGGGGUAAACAUUUUUGAAGGUAAAGAUUUGAAGCCUAGGAAAAAAGAUUGCCACAGUGAGAAAAACUUGGAAUGUUGGGAUGCAGUUUGCGGGAUGAUUGAAGCUGAAGUGGCUAAAUCAAGUUGGUUAUGCUCAAAGAAUGAAGACCUUGAAGAUGUUACUGCAGAUUUUGGAUCAAAAAUUUUAGACCAAUUGUUAGAUGAGCUUGUAGUUCAAUUGAAGAAUUUGAACUCGUAAAAGUACAGCAGUAA
Messenger RNA from Durio zibethinus, 2427 nucleotides. RefSeq lists its product as uncharacterized. Lineage: Eukaryota; Viridiplantae; Streptophyta; Magnoliopsida; Malvales; Malvaceae. The record is from RefSeq and is a predicted model, not a curated record.